ACCGCCAACAGGAAAUGGCGGUUACUUCAAGUUGUUGUUUACGUCUCUCUGCGAGGAAGCAUUCAAACCCCACCUGGACACGCGUUUCCCGCGGACCACCGACGGCCGCGUCUCCAUCAGCUCGGCGGCAUACUUAAACACCGUUAGCGCCGCAGACCACGGCGUCGCCAUUUAUUUGCCACGGUUGGCGCCCCGCUCUCACCCCUGGCUUGUUCUUUUGCCUUCCCUUAACGUCUCGCUUCGCCAAGCUGCGGUUUUAAGCCCUCCGGGAUGCCGAUGGUGCUGCGGACUAGGCGAUCGCUUGUCCCCGAUGGGCCGAGCGCCGAGGUCGAGUUUCAGCCGACGCAGAGGAGGAGGAGGAGGUCGAACCGCCGGCAGCAGAGGCAGAAUUACGAGGAGGAGGCCGGGGAGACCGAGGAGUCCGUCCCGGAGGAGGUGAUGGAGAGAUACGAGGCCGAGCUGGAGGAGGAAGCUGCUGAGGAGGCAGAUCUAACGGAGCUGAAGGACUGCAGCGUCGUUCUGGACCGUCUCCAAGUGGACGAAGGAGCCCCCAGGAAGGAGCUCGAGGAGAAGGAAGACAUGAACCGCAAAGGUGGGAAACCCGUCUCCCGAAUCCCCACUUUCCAGAAGCGCCCCGGCGGUCCGACCGUCGAGCUCCCUGCUCCCAGGAGAGAAGCUCAACCCUCUGAGAGAGGCGGCGGUGGAGGCGCGGAGGGUUUCAAGCACAAACUCCCCGAGUCCAGAGAGGGGGCGCUGCCCCCGCCCUCGGUCCGGGUUCCCGCCGGCUGUUUCGUCACAGCCUCCGUCUCCGGCGGUGUGGAGCAAGCAGCCGCCGCUGCUGCAGCAGGUCACACCUCGGAGGUCCCUGCUCCCAGAAGCAAGAGUCAGUCAGAGCCUGCUGAGGGUCUCCUCAUGGUGGCCAGCCCCAGACCUCCCCUCAGACCAGAGCAGGACCCGAGCAGAACCCCCAGAACCGAAGCGGGCAGCACCCCGGACGGUCCGCCCAGUUCCCUGCCACAGGAGAGCUCCCUCAGCCAGAAGGCGGGCGAGGAACGCGCGGAGAUCGUCCUCGACGCCAGCGGAGACGGCGAGAGGACCGAAGAGCCGGCGGACGCUGCCGAGGUCGGCCGGGUGGAGGCCAUCAUGGACGAGGAGCCGCCCUGGGAGACGGAGGCGGUGGAGACGGCCGAGCUGAGGGCCAGCGCGUGUUCUUCUGACGCCGAGUGUGACGACGAUCUGCCGAGCGAAGCGUCUGAGGGCCACGAUUCACAGAGCGAUGGGGAAGAUGAGGAAUGGAUCCAGCAGGAAACAGAGCUUCCAGAACCUGGAGAGAACAAACCCGCGGUGGACGACUGCACCUCUUCUGUGGUGGAAGAAAAGUCAGCCAGAGAGAACCCCACCAAGGCCACUAAGAGGUCGACGCGCUCCGGCUCCUCUCUCCUCCUCCUCCUCCCGCUGCUGCUGCUGGGAGGGCUCGGUCUGCACGUGUGGCGCUACGGGCUCCCCACGUCUGCGGCUCAGCUCGCCGCUCAGCUGGAGCUGCAGCGGCUGGAGGGCCUCGCCUUCAUGCCAGAGCCCUGCGGCGGGGACUGCCGAGUGCAGCUGGUGGAGAGCGUCCCCGUGGGCCUGUACCCGUCCUCUCCGCCGUCCGGGCCCAGCGUCGCCGACGGCUGGCUGCGCCUGCUGGGCCGGGCCAACGCCUCCGUCCACAUCGCCGCUUUUUACUUCACGCUGCGGGACGGCGCCUCGUCCGACCCCCCGGACUCUCAGGGGAGAGAAGUCUUUGAGCAGCUGAAGCGACUGGAAGCCAAAGGCGUGAAGCUCCAGAUCGCUGUCAACGCCCCCCAGAGGUCGAGGCAGGACACGGCGGACCUGGCCGCCACAGGUGCGCAGGUCAGAGAGGUGGACCUGAACGCUGUGACCGGAGGCAUCGUUCACACCAAGCUGUGGGUGGUGGACCAGAAGCACUUCUACGUGGGCAGUGCCAACAUGGACUGGCGCUCCCUCAGCCAGGUGAAGGAAGUGGGUCUGACCGUGGAGGACUGCAGCUGCCUGGCCCAGGACGCCUUCCGGAUCUUUGGCGUGUACUGGACCGUAGGAGGAGGAGCGGCGGGCGGCUCCCUGCCGCCGUUUUGGCCCGCCCGCCUCUCCGCGCUGUCCAGCGCCGACAAACCUCUCCACCUGAAGUUUAAUGGGGUCCCGGCUCGGGUUUACCUGUCUGUGAGUGGGCGUUACACCCAGGAGCCACGUUUAGCUGGCCUUUCUCUCUCUGGUGUCUUUGUCCGUACUCAACGGCCAAUCUGUCUCUCCCCGCAGAGUGCGCCACCGCCCAUCUCAGCCCGCGGGCGCUCCGACGACCUGGCCACCAUCCUGUCCGUCAUCGACGACGCCCAGAGGUCCAUUCACAUCUCCGUCAUGGACUACCUCCCCAUGUCCCAGUAUACCAAGCCAGAACGGUUCUGGCCUGCCAUAGACUCCAGGCUGCGCGCCGCCGCCUGCACCAGAGGGGUGGAGGUGAGGCUGAUGGUGAGCUGCUGGGAGCACUCGCCGGCCUCCAUGUUCCCCUUCCUGCAGUCCCUGCUGGUGCUCCGCAGGCCUCCGCUCAAGUGCAACAUUGACGUGAAAGUCUUCACGGUGCCGUCCACGGCCGAGCAGCAGGAGAUCCCCUUCGCACGCGUCAACCACGCUAAAUACAUGGUGACGGACAGAGUGCUCUAUAUAGGGACAUCCAACUGGUCGGAGAACUACUUCACGCACACGGCCGGCGUGGGCUUGGUGGUGAACCAGACGGGCUCGGCGGUGGAGGAGGGCCAGCGGACCCUGCAGAGCCAAGCGGAGGAGCUCUUCCUCAGGGACUGGACCUCCGACUACGCCAGCGCGCUGCCGUUGGACGAGGAGGACGUGUGUCCUUCAGCGAAGCGUGAGCCGUUCUAGACGAGCGUCCUGCCUUCUCCUGCCACUUGAACUGUCCUCUGGAUAUGCUGCCUCUCGUUUUAUUGCCUCUUCUGUAUAUAUUUGCAUUUCCUCAUACUGUCUUAACUAGUUCAACUAGUCACGUUUGAUACUUGGUUCCUCUCUCGGGUCGAGGUGCUGCUUGGCACCAUUAACGCCCGCAGGUUUAGCUGUAAAUGUUCCCCGUAGCCGGCGGUGCCAAGCGGAAACCAGCUCACGCUGGAAGUCGCGUUUCCAAAGAGGUGCAUUCACCGAAGCAUUGUUUACACUGCAGCAGCUGUCAACUCUAAUGGAUGUAUUGCUCUUUUUUUUUUUAUAAAGAAAUGUGUGGUUUUUAUGUUUGAACCAAUGAUUGAGUCAAAGACAAGCCCAGACUGAAAGGUGCACUACUUGAAAACCAGAUGAGGUGUUGGCCUUGGAUGUCAGUCAGUCAGCGGCGCUUCAUUGUGUUGCUCAUCGCUGCGCCCGUUUCCUCCAUCAGCACGCUGGCAGGAGUCGACUGCAGGCCUGACAUCCUCUUCCUGUCAUCUGGCUGGAACAGCCGGUCGCUGGCAAACAGGCCGGUUGAAUGUUUCCUUGAAAAAUAAACUUCCCCAACAAAUAAA
Molecule: messenger RNA, 3557 nt
Organism: Fundulus heteroclitus (mummichog)
Lineage: Eukaryota; Metazoa; Chordata; Actinopteri; Cyprinodontiformes; Fundulidae
Gene: pld7
Product: phospholipase D family, member 7
Exons: 11
Coding region: 271-2934 (887 amino acids)
Molecular function (GO): catalytic activity
Source: RefSeq, a predicted model, not a curated record